Messenger RNA from Sipha flava (yellow sugarcane aphid), 2988 nucleotides. Its product is annotated as serine/threonine-protein kinase PRP4 homolog. Bases 251 to 2875 code for a protein of 874 amino acids. Gene Ontology annotation, molecular function: protein serine/threonine kinase activity; ATP binding. Gene Ontology annotation, biological process: peptidyl-serine phosphorylation; peptidyl-threonine phosphorylation; mRNA cis splicing, via spliceosome. The transcript is spliced from 19 exons. The record is from RefSeq and is a predicted model, not a curated record. Lineage: Eukaryota; Metazoa; Arthropoda; Insecta; Hemiptera; Aphididae.
UCUAGGUAGGUACCUCUAUACUACAUGUCCACAUUGAACAUCAAUGGAUGUUCGAAUGUUAAAUUUUGUUCUUAACUAUUUGUCGGUCAUUUUUUUUUCCAUUUCUUUAUAUUAUUGUUAUGAAUAUUUUAUUUUGUUGAUAACUAUUUUCCCUUUUUGUUAUUCAGUUUUGCAUUUUCAUAAAACGUGAUAAUUCCUAUAACGAACUGUUUAUAACAAUUUCAAGUGAUUCAUUUCUCUUUCAACAAACAUGGCAGUUGACAGUUUGUCUGAAGAUUCAUCUGCAGAUUCUGUAAAAAUCAUCGAUAACAGUCGAUUAGAUAAGAAAAAAAAGAAAAAGAAACAUAAGCAUAAAAGUGAACGAAAACAUAAAAAAACCAAAAAAGAAAAUGGAGAAUCUAAAUUACGUGAUAAAAAAAAAUCAAAUGGUGACCAUGUUCAAAAUGGAAAACAAAAACGACCACCAUCACCACCACCACCAGACAUAAGUAAAAAGAAGAAAAUUGAAAAACCAACAAUAACUGAAAUUAAUUUGGAUGAAGAAGAAAUGAAUUUGGAAGAAUUGAUUAAGCAAAAGGCGCUACUUCAAGCUCGACUAGGAGCUUAUUUGUCUGAAUCAGAUGACGGAGAUAAGUCGAUUUCAAAAAGAAAACCAACCAUGAGAAAAUCAGUUGAAACUAUUAAUUUGAUUGAUGAUGAAUCGGAUGAAGAAAAUAAAAUUAAGAAUUUUGAACGUAUAAGAAGUCCAUCAAAGCGUAAUCAUGGUGGUGCCAAUCAAGAAAUAAAAAAAUCAACUCGAGAUAGAAGUUUAAGUAAAGACUUAAUUCAUUCAAAGUCAGAUCGAUUAAAAAAAGAGAAAGAUCGUGAAAAAGAACGAGAACGUGAUAAAGACUAUGAAAGAUCUCGAGAAAAAGAUAAAGAACGACAAAAGAAGAUUAAACAUUUGGAAGAUGAAAAACGACGUGAAAUUAGGCGAAAAGAAGAGGAGAUUAAAAAAAGAGAAGAUGAUUUAAGAAGACGUGAACUAAGAAGACGAGAUGAAGAAAUAAAAGAGAUAGAAGAAGAAGCAAAAAGGCGAACAGAAGAAGUUCGAAGACGAGAAGAACAAAUAAGACAACGUGAAGAUCAAUUAAGAAGGAGACGAGAACGUAUAAAAAGUCCUAUAUCCAAUAGAGAUCGCAAUGCAAGAAGUCCCCUUGCUUCUAAUCGAUACAGAGAUCGGGAUCGUGAACGUGAUCGUGACAGAGAAAGAGAGCGAGAUAGAGAUCGGGACAGAGAUAGAGAUAAAAGAUAUAAUAGAAGGUAUGAUAGAAGAUCCCAUAGUAAAGAACGGCAUUCUAGAUCUCAUAAAGGAAAAGAUAGAGGCGACAAAUAUAAAGAUAGUUUUUCUGAAGGUCUUAAACGUGAUGAUAAAUCAUCUUCUGAUUCUGAUAUUGAUGUUAAUAUAAAUAUUGCUGAAGAUGAAAAUGAAGAAGAAAUUAUUGAGAAAAGAAGAAAGCAGAGAGAGGAAUUAUUAAAGAGAUUAGGAGCAAAUAAUAGUAAUUUGCAUAGUGAAGAUUCUAUGAAUCCUUCUCCUCAUGGAAGUUAUGCAACUGAAACAUCUGCUCAGCAUUCCCCAGAACCUCCUUCUCCCAAAGAAAUUGAUAAAAGAUUAAAUGAUUCUGAUUCAGCACCAGAAAAAGAAACUGCAAAGCCAGAUCACGUUUUAAAUCCUGAUUUAAUAAAAGGCAAAUGGGAUAUGUUUGCUGAAGCUGAUUCAUUUCAUGCUACACAACAUACUCCACAACCAGAUGGUAUACCAAAUGGAAACAAAAGUGUUCCUGAAAAUCCAUCUUUAACAGACAACUGGGAUGAUGCCGAAGGUUAUUAUCGUGUGAGAAUUGGUGAAACAAUGGAUUCACGGUAUACUGUAUAUGGUUAUACUGGACAAGGAGUAUUUUCUAAUGUUGUCCGUGCUAGAGAUGCUGUACGAGAUAAUCAAGAUGUUGCUGUUAAGAUAAUACGAAACAAUGAAAUCAUGCACAAAACAGGAUUAAAAGAGUUAGAAAUAUUAAAACGAUUAAAUGAUUCUGAUCCUGAUGAUAGAUUUCAUUGUUUACGUUUAUACAGACAUUUUUUUCACAAACAGCAUUUAUGUAUGGUUUUUGAACCACUUAGUAUGAAUCUUAGAGAGGUACUUAAGAAGUAUGGCAAAGACAUAGGAUUGCACAUUAAAGCUGUUCGUUCAUAUAGUCAACAGUUAUUUUUAGCUUUGAAGUUGAUGAAAAAGGCAAAUAUCUUACAUGCUGACAUCAAGCCUGAUAAUAUUUUAGUAAAUGAGAGUAAGUUAGUAUUAAAAUUAUGUGACUUUGGAUCAGCUUCUCACAUUUCCGAUAAUGAAAUCACCCCAUAUUUGGUCAGUCGAUUUUAUCGAUCCCCUGAAAUAAUUUUAGGUAUUCCAUGUGAAUUUGGAAUCGACAUGUGGUCUGCUGGUUGUACUAUUUAUGAACUUUACACCGGCAAAAUAUUAUUUCCUGGAAAAACUAAUAAUCAAAUGUUGAAAUUUUUUAUGGAUUUGAAAGGGAAAAUGGCCAACAAAACUAUUAGAAAAGGAAUGUUCAAAGAUCAACAUUUUGAUAGUAAUUGCAAUUUCCUAUAUCAUGAAGUUGACAAAGUUACUGAACGGGAAAAAAUUAUAACAAUGUCUUCAAUAAAUCCUAGUCGUGAUCUAUAUACUGAAUUAUUGGGAAAUCAAAAAUUACCUGAAGAUCAAAUUCGUAAAGUGGGCCAAUUAAAAGAUUUACUCGAUAAAAUAUUGACUUUGGAUUCUUCAAAACGCAUUGGAAUAUCACAAGCUUUGAAUGAAAACAAAUUUGAAAAAUCAUACAACAUGUAGAAAUUGUCAGAAAUCAUUUCUCCAAUAUUAAUUUGGGUUAUCAAACAGAGAAGUGAAUCAGAAAUGGCUAGUUGGUAUCCAUACAGGUAAUAAAAUAAUUUGAUUAAUGAGAA